UCUGCCAUGUCGGAGCUGGCCCUGGAGGAGCUCUCUGCCAUAGCCGCUAUUUACUCUGGGAAGGAUGAAUGCGAAGUGCUGCAAGUGUCAGAGACAGAGGGGAUCUCAUUUAGGAUUCAAACCCAUGUGGAAGGACCUCUGGGCACAGAUGUAUUGCUGCAGCUGCUGUUUCAUUUACCCAUCAGUUAUCCGACAAGCCUGCCGAAUAUCUCUGUUAACUCUGAGCAGCUUACAAGGACACAGUGUAUGGCUGUGAGAGGGAGAUUACUUGAGGAAGCAGAGAGACAUUUUUCACAACUCAUGGUACAUGAGCUGAUUCUCUGGAUACAGCAGAACCUUAAGCAUGUGGUCGAGCAAGCUGGAACCUCGGUCUGUAGCUCUGGGAAAAGUACUCUGUCAGCAGCCACAGCGGAGGAGGAUGGCAUUUGGACUGUCCUUUUGCAUUUAGAUCAUAUGAGAGCUAAAAGAAAAUAUGUCAAAACAGUGGAAAAAUGGUGUGCAGAUCUAAAGCUGACUGGAAGACUGAUGCUCAUGGGCAAGCUGAUUCUGAUUCUUCUUCAAGGAGACCGAAGGAGUGUUAAGGAAUACAUUGUUCUUCAAAAAACUAGCAAAGUGGACGUGGAUUCAAGCGGAAAGAAGUGUAAAGAGAAAAUGAUUAGUGUACUCUCUGAAACAAAAGCUCAGGCAGAACACAGAAGGUUUCAGGCAUUUGAAGUCAAAGAGUAUUCGACGCUGGAUGAGCUACACAAUGAAUUUGUGGCAGCGGGACUUGCAGAAACGUUCAAAUUCUACCAAUGGGCUAGUAGCACAGGGCAAAACCACUGUUGUGGGAAUGGACUUUUGCUCGCACAACAGGGGAAAAGAUGUUGCGUGUUCCACAUUUUGACAGCUAGCAUGAUCCAGUUGUGUCAAAGCCCCAAGAUUAGAAGCCUACUGGUAGCUUUUGAGUCUUGGCAAGAGAGAUCUGGACCAGAGCCUGUUCAAGAUAAAUGUAUUCAACUGUACUAGAUUUUCGAAAGUUGCCAGGAUGAUGAUGUCUGAGAUAUGAUGCUUGUUAUAUCUCCCACAGUUCUUUGGGGAAAAGCUAAAGUGACUUAACUGUUUUUUAUUUAGCUGUAUUUUUUAACUUUAUUAAAUCUCUUAAUUACAAAAAAUUAAUCAAAUUCAUAGCAUUCAUAAAAUUGCACAAUAAAUGUAAAAAAAAGUGCUAAAGCAUAACAAACAAAAAACAAAGCAGUGUAUCCCAUCACUGGGACCAUUGGAUAUAUGUCAAAUCAUUUAUUCUUUCAAGAGCUUCUGUCCUCUUUCCAAAAUGGCAAUGAAUCUUGUGAAGGCUCAAAACCUUUUCCUUUUAUUAAUACAUACUCAAUAAAUGGUCCCCAAAAAUAAAAAUUACUCUUAUUUAUCAGACUUUUUGUCUUUAAUGUCAUUAAUAGCUAUAGCCCAAACUUCUCUGUACCAAUCACUCAACUGAUAAUCAUAUUUUACUUUCCAAUUCUUUGCUAUCAAUCUAACAUCUGUUAAUAAAUUUGAAAAUUAAUUCUUUAGUAUCCCAUCUCCACUGUUUUCUAUUGGAUAUCGACAAUAAUGCAAUUCCAGGACUAUUUAGCUGUAUUGUGUAUGCAUACCAUAAGUCACGCAAUACAUUUUUUCAACUUCUAUGGCACAACGUUUCUGCUCUCCUAAGUGUCUAUGUGUACACAUGCUUGCAGGGACACCACUUCAGUUUCCCAUUCACUUCAGUUUCAGGAUUCUGUCCCACCUCCUAUUUAUUAUCUGUUGGUGCCCAUCUGUAUGUGGGCCAUGUAAUUUAAAGCUUGAGAAUUUGCGGUGAAGCACUUCCUUCAGAAGCAUCUUGACAAAUACCUUUAGGAACAAUGUUGUCAGGGAGAAAAGAACUGAAAUGGAUUGUUCAUACCCUUGUCCUCAAAGUUUUGGUGUGACAUCUCAGGAGGCUCCACACUGUCUGUGAAAAGCUAAUGUCAGCCAAAGUCAGGUCAUAGCAAACUCUUUGAGCAAGAACUGACAAUUACAUACAGUAUUUAAAAUCUAAAAAUAUGUAUAAACACCAUUAUGAAGACAGAUGCUAUAUUAGUCACUCAGACAUCUUUGAAGCCUCAUUCAUAUUCAGUCCCCGGUGCUAUAAAUGGCAAGAGCUGCAGUUGAUGGAAGUCCUUGCUGACAUGUCCUAUUAGCAUGGCUAGAGACAGAAACAUAAUUCACGUUCUUUAGCCCAUAGACUGUGGCAUUUGUACAUUCAUAAAUGAUCCAUAAUGCAGAGACACUCAUACUAUGUUGCAACCACCUUAAAGCAUCGCUUCAUUCACCAAGCAAGGAGAGAUGAUUACUUGUUUCAAGGAGCUUGAUUAUCUGUUGGGUCCAGAGAAAACAACAGAUGCUUUGUGCAUCGAUCUUCUAUCACCCGCCUAAUUUGUUACUCACUGUUCUUAAAUGGUCUAAAUCGACAUAUCCAUUCAGCAUAAGAAAUGACUUUAGUUUUUCUGCUUAAUUUGACAUACUUAAAAAGAGCAGGAGGCUCUCAGACAUCUGGAGGAGAACAUCAAAGUGGAUGUCAACCUGAUUCUAUCAAAGCAAAUGCUCCUGACUUCCCAUCUAUCAGCCACUGACAUUAAAAAGCACAUGGACAUCUUGUGCUCAAGCAAAUAACUAAGAGGCUUUUCCUUUUUGAGCUAAGUUGAUGGCUAAUUUGCAUGUGUUGCAUGCAUCUUUCUACUAAGGAAACAGGCGAAACCUGUUGGUCUUAUUAGCCAGAAGACAGGAAAGGCAAAAAAAGCAUGACGUUAAAAUGAUAAAAUGUCAGGUUUGGCACUUUAAAGCUAAGCAAGUACCAACCAGGAAGGCAGUUGAAAUGGGAAGGAGUCAUUGGCUGUCCAACUUUCCCCAGCUUGCUGCCUUUCAGAUGCUUUGGAUAACAGUUCUUAGCUCCCGCUGGUAGCAUGGCUAAUUGUGAGGAAUUUUGUGCAUUGCACUUCAAAACAUCUGAAGGGUACCAGGAUGGGGAGGUAGCUUUACACUCAAGUCAGUGACAACAGCCAAGAUGUGAGAUUUCAGUUUGAUCCUAUUUGAAUGAUUCAUUUUCUUAAUAGUGUUCAAUUGUUGGCAUACAGGGGGCGAUGUUUAUUUGUUUACUGAAAUGUUAAUAAGGUACUCUGUAUCAGUGGAUCUCGGCAGGAUUCAAUCAGUACAACAAUUCAGUGAAAAAAACAUACAAAAAUACAUCCUGAAUUCAGUGUAUCAACAGUAAAUCAGAAUCUAAAGCUGCCGUGGAGACCAAAACGUUUGGGGAAGUGCAUUGUCACAUUUGUUAUUGGCUGCUUUAUCUUGUUUACAUGCUGGGUUUGGAGAGUUUUGGAGAGCAUUCAUUCAUUCAUUGGUUCAAGAUGGCCAUCCAUUCUUCCUUGUUAAAGAUGUUAAUUCAUUAUUAUUGUUUAAAAUGCUGAACCCUGGGAACUGGUUAGACUAAAAGUUCAGAUAACUGAACAAAAGGCUGAAUGUGCCCCAUCUCUGUGUUUUGAAAUGCAGGAGGCAAUGGCUGUUCUUUAUUUUAAGUAGGGGAGGUAAAUUGCCACUGAAUGCUGAAAGAACUCAAAAAUGCAAAUUUAGCCCUGAAAGGUGGAUGGGGUGCUGUGGUGGUGGUAACUGAAAUUAGCUGAUUUUGGAGGAUUGAAUUGGAUGCAGAAAAUCUAAUGGAAACUGAUUAUUUUCUUUUAAUGGAUAUAUGUAUAUAUAUAAUAUUCUUGUGAAAUGCUUGAUGGUAUAUCACACCAAAAUAAAGGAAAAAAUGGAGGAACAUUUCUAUGUUCAAUUGUGUUUAUUGAAACUGGGAUCUCCUAAUACAUAGAGAAGCCAGGUGUUGAAACUAAACCUGGGCAAUGGGCAUAAAGCAACUGAAGCACAAAAGCCAAGGUAUUAAAAAGCAAAAGAAACAAUCCUUACUAAAUCUAAAGCCCAGCAACACCAGUUACAUUUGAAAA
Varanus komodoensis (Komodo dragon) is the source of this 3995-nucleotide messenger RNA. RefSeq names its product RWD domain containing 3 (gene RWDD3). The transcript has 7 exons. Gene Ontology annotation, biological process: positive regulation of protein sumoylation; positive regulation of hypoxia-inducible factor-1alpha signaling pathway. Lineage: Eukaryota; Metazoa; Chordata; Lepidosauria; Squamata; Varanidae. Gene Ontology annotation, molecular function: protein binding. The record is from RefSeq and is a predicted model, not a curated record. Bases 7 to 1008 code for a protein of 333 amino acids.